Brettanomyces bruxellensis is the source of this 1254-nucleotide messenger RNA. It is a transcript of the gene CPA1, whose product is annotated as Multifunctional pyrimidine synthesis protein CAD. Gene Ontology annotation, molecular function: carbamoyl-phosphate synthase (glutamine-hydrolyzing) activity. The record is from RefSeq and is a predicted model, not a curated record. Bases 1 to 1254 code for a protein of 417 amino acids. Gene Ontology annotation, biological process: L-arginine biosynthetic process; 'de novo' pyrimidine nucleobase biosynthetic process; L-glutamine metabolic process. Gene Ontology annotation, cellular component: cytoplasm; carbamoyl-phosphate synthase complex. Lineage: Eukaryota; Fungi; Ascomycota; Pichiomycetes; Pichiales; Pichiaceae. The transcript has a single exon.
AUGUUUUCCUUACUUUCAAAAAAUGUCCACAAGGGAGCUAUUGGAACUGUCAGGUACAGUUCCACUAGCAGUUUACAAAAGGCAGCUUUGAGAAUCCAGAAUGGUCCUGUGUUUAAAGGCUACUCUUUUGGUGCCAAUAAAAAUGUCAGUGGUGAAGCUGUCUUUACUACAUCAUUGGUUGGAUAUCCGGAAUCUAUGACGGAUCCUUCCUAUAGGGGCCAAAUUCUUUGCUUUACGCAGCCCCUGAUUGGAAACUACGGUGUUCCUUCCUCUGCUGUUAAGGAUAAAUACAAUUUGCUCAAGUAUUUCGAAUCCCCACACAUCCAAUGUAAGGCCAUAGUUGUUGGAGAUGCUGCUAUGGAGUAUUCUCAUUGGACCGCAGUUGAGAGUUUGAGUGAUUGGUGCAAAAGAGAAGGGGUUGCUGCCAUAACUGGUGUGGAUACAAGAGCACUUGUUUCCUAUUUGAGGGAGCAGGGAUCGAGUUUGAGCAAGUUGCUGAUUGGUGAAGCAGCUGAGUCCGAAUCAAACACCCCUUACGAAGAUCCAAGCAAGCUGAAUCUGGUGUCUCAGGUGAGUACCAAGUCACCUUUCAAGAUUCCUGCCUUGUCACCAAAAUCCAACAUCCUUGUGAUUGACUGCGGUGUGAAGGAAAACAUAUUGAGAAAUCUCGUCAAGAGAGAUGCAUCCAUCACAGUUGUGCCAUAUGAUUUCCCGGUUCAGAAUAUAAUCUCCAAUUACGACGGUUUGUUCAUCACAAACGGUCCAGGUGAUCCAACAACUUGUGCUGCCACCAUUAAAAACUUGAAGGCAACAAUGGCACAGAACCUUGAUUUGCCAAUUAUGGGCAUCUGUUUGGGACACCAGUUGUUGGCACUAGCUAGUGGUGCACAUACUUUAAAGUUGAAGUAUGGUAAUCGUGCCCAUAACAUCCCUACUUUGGACUUGACCACAGGUCAGUGCCACAUCACGUCGCAAAACCAUGGUUAUGCCGUUGAUGCUUCGACACUACCAAGCGAUUUUGAGCAGUACUUUAUCAAUCUUAAUGACAUGUCUAAUGAGGGUAUGAUCCACAAGACAAGGCCAAUAUUCUCUACACAGUUCCAUCCAGAAGCCAAGGGUGGCCCAUUAGACACUUCGUUCUUGUUCGAUAGGUUCUUUGAAAAUGUUCAGACUUAUCAGAAGAGAAAUCAUGAAACUCUCAGUGAUCUGGCAUUUCUUACCAAGGAGUUCCCUCAGGAGAGAGUCUUCUUUUAA